CAGACAGACAACCUUUAUAAAGCUCAGUAGCUUAUGGGUUUGCGCAAACAUAACAAAAUAAACGUUAAAUUAAACCAGGGGGCUCCUGAUUAAACUUCGUACAAAGUAGAUACAUGAUAGAUACAGUUCAUCUAAAAUUCCUCCAAAAGCUCCUCUGUGUGUUUUAAGGGUGAUCUACACUACCAAUCUAUCCUUGACCAUACGUUGAAAGCUCGAACCCUAGAUUUUUUUUUAUUUUUUUUUGAAUGAUUCAGUUAAUAUCUUUUUAGAAUCGGUUAUUCACAUUCGCAGAGUUCGAUCUCUUUUAAACACUCCCAUUUGGGAGCAGGGAUAGCGAAGUGGCGAGAACGCUCGCCCCCGACCAAUGUAGCCUAGUUUCGCCUUACUUCAAGGUCUCCUGUUUCCUCCCUCCACAGAACCAACAUCUCCAAAUUCCAAUUCGACCAGCAUGAAAACCAGCUAAGGUUGAUGCGGCCUCCUCUCUAAAAAUUGUAAUUUACUUAUUUUAUUUAUUUAAUAAUAACGUACAGUAAGCGCUUUCGAAUUUCGGACGUUUUCCCCUGCAAAGUAGUCAAGACUUCUUUCUGCCAUCUGGUUCAUGAGUGGAAGUAACAUUGUACGUUUUUGCACAUGUUGGGGUGAGGUUCGCCUGAAAAGUGCAGCGCUCCAUCAAGGUUCAUUAAAUCCUUUUUCUAUUAUUAUUAUUAUCGAAAGUAGUCUGGAAAUUUAAUGUUCUUAUUUCAAAAAAUUGUUCUUGACAAUGCCCGACCCCCGCGGCAGACUUGUUUUAGCAAAUACCCUCCACCGGCAGGGAAAGUUUUUGAAAUGCCCGACAAAUGCCCGUGCAGGGGAUGGGUGGGUGUAAAAUUGACAGAGCCAUAGAUAACUGGUCAGCUUUCAACCAGUUGGGAUUUUUAGGUUCUUUUUUAAGUUUUCAGUUUCAUUUACAAUAUUUGUUUCUCGCGAUUGAUGGUGUCUCCAUUAGCAUAGCAGAGCUAAAAAUAACGUGGUUUGCUUUUUGUACCCGAGAGUACCUGUCUCAGGAAUGCGAAAUGUUUAACGCACCAAAGACCCUGGGGACAACCAUUGUUUCAGAGUCACUUGCAUCAAAACCAGCUCGGGAAUCUCCGUGCAGAAAAAUUCUGCGUACAAAUUCUGCAGACACCGUCUGCACAGAUAUCUCGUAAUCCAAGAUGCGAAUCGUAAACUUGGCUGAAGAGUUUCACCUCGUCGAAGAAAUAUUCCUGAACGUUGAUUUUUCUGGCGAUGGACACUGGAUCGGAGAAUUCCUUCAGCAAAGGCAUUCAUUGAAAAAUCGAAUGAAAACAGUCCUUGUAACUUUGCAGGAGGUGUCUGUAUUUGAUAUCGUUCUUGUUGAACACUUUGCCAGCGGAAACUAUGGAUUCGUGAAGUUAUUAACCUUCAAUGAUCGAUAUCCAGAAGACAACGAAUGCAGGCUGCAGUUAAGCUUAAUAAAUGAGGCCAUUUCUGUUGUAAACAAGUAUGCUCAGCAGUGCGGUCAUCAUAACUGUGAUGAAAUUUUUAGUAUGGUCAGCAAAAAGCAUAAUUCCACAAUAGCCAGUAAACAAAGAUGGUCUGAACAGUGCAAGUGUCUGUAUGCGGCAGGAUUUCGUCUUAUAGAAACUGAUAACAAUACAUCAAAUAUUUCGACUGAAAGUUGCGUACUUGUUUACAAGCCCAAUUUAUUGCCCAACUUCCAAGUAGAAGAUGGUGUUGUAGGAGGUCAUAUAGAUACAUCCUCUGUACUGAACUUUUGUGAGGAUCUCAUCAAUUCUAUGGAUUUCUCUGGUGAUGGAAAACAAACUGCAGAGCAGAUACAAGACCUCAUGAACAUUUUUAGAAAGAAUUCUAGGCUGAUGUUAAAUACAGUAAAACCCUCUCUCCCUUGGAGUGGAAAGGCAGGACCUUGCCCUGAUAAUCAAAUAGCUGUUGUCGGUGGAGGACUGGCUGGUCUUGCUGCAGCCACCUCCCUAUCCAAGGCUGGGUUUGAUGUUGUUCUUUUGGAGGCUGCCAACUAUCUAGGUGGCAGAGUGAAGCAGGUUCAACCAUUUAAAGGAUUUCCACCAGUUGAUCUUGGAGGAGAGUUUAUUCAUGGAUCAAACACUGUGGUUAACAAGAUUGCCCAUGAUAAUGGCUGGGUUGUUCUACCAGUAAGUCAGUUUUAUCUAUUAAACAAUUAGAUUAUGAGCUCGGGAUUUCUAUCACGCGAUAGUUGACGAGGGUGCACAAUCAGAGAACACCAUUCAUGAUAGAACGCAAGUAGAUUUAUACUAACAAUAUUUAUUAUAGUUACCCACCAUACUGUUUCACCUUGAAAUAGUCAUUGAUCAAAUUUUGACAUCUUUUGACAACUUCUUGACCACUUUUUGCUGGCUUUUAUUUGAAUCGGCCCAUUAAAACAUGGGAAAUGUUGAGGGCAGAGAUAUUAAAUUGACAGAUCCACCAUUCAUUCUUGUGGGAAUUUCAAAUGUCUGAAUCUGCAAACAUUUGAACUGGCGGCAAGUUGUUGCAGUUUGAUUGGCCAUUUCAAAUGAAAGCCAGCAGAAGUUGUCAUAAAGAUGUCAAAAAGUCGUCAAAAUUUAUUGAAAUAACUUUCCUGUGUAGCAACAGUUAGGCAAAUAACAGAUAGCACUGUAAUUAAAUGAUAACAAAUUGAAAUACAUAUUGAUAACUUUCAUUACUUCACAAAAGUAGGAUGGGGUGAAUUUGAAGAUUGCA
Messenger RNA from Orbicella faveolata, 2739 nucleotides. RefSeq lists its product as uncharacterized. The record is from RefSeq and is a predicted model, not a curated record. Gene Ontology annotation, molecular function: oxidoreductase activity. NCBI's taxonomy places the organism in Eukaryota, Metazoa, Cnidaria, Anthozoa, Scleractinia, Merulinidae.